UUGCCCCUUUCCUCGGAGGACAGGCCCUCCACCUUCCCAGUGGGGGGCGGCCAACUGGAACGCGGCUAUCACCACCUUUUCGUCAGCGACACAGCCAUCACCGAGUUGAUCCAUGAACUGGGCCUCGGCGACCAGCUGGCUUGGCUUGAGUCCAAGGUGGGGCUGUACCACGACGGCAGGAUCUGGGACUUCGCAACUCCCCUGGACCUCCUGCGAUUCAAGCCGCUGUCGCUGUGGCAGCGUUUCCGCGUAGGCCUCUGGACGCUGCGGUUGCAGCGAAUUGCUGACUAUGGCCGAUUCGAGGACAUCACCGCAAAGGACUGGCUGUCGCAGCACAUGGGACGCAAGGCCUACGAGGUGCUCUUCGAGCCUCUACUGAGGGGAAAGUUCGGCGACCACUACGACCAGGUGAGCAUGACUUGGCUUUGGGGCAAGGUGCGCCUGCGCGUGGCAUCCCGCGGGAAGGCAAUGCAGAAGGAGCGCCUGGGAUAUCCGAUGGGAAGCUUCGGCGAGGUGAUCGAGGUUCUCGCUGACCGGAUUGGUGCCCAGGGAGGCGACGUUCAUACCUCCGCACGAGUCAGUCGUGUGCUGAUCGAGAACGACAGGGCGACCGGCCUUGAAAUUCAGCUUGGCAGGGAGGCUGAGCCUGAAUGCAGGGACUACGACGCCAUUCUUGCCACCACGCCCUCGUACGUCUUCACUCAAUUGGUGCCGCCGAUGCCGGAUGAGUACCAGGAGCUUCUGACCGGCGUGAGCUACUUGUCAGCGGUCCUCUUGAUACUAGAGUUGGACCGCCCCUUGACCGACAAGUACUGGAUAAAUAUCGCCGACGUCGAUAUGCCCUUCGUUGGCAUCAUUGAGCACACCAACAUGAUCGACAAGUCCCUGUACGGAGGCAGCCACGUCAUUUACAUCAGCAACUACCCCGACCGCAACAGCGAUUUGUACCAUAUGGAGCCUGGGGACUUGCUGGAGUUGUUCGUCCCCCAUCUGCGCAAGCUCAACCCCGACUUCGACCGCUCGUGGGUGCAGAAUAUUCACCAUCAUCGUGUCGACGGUGCCCAGCCCAUCAUCAGCAGGAACUACAGCCAGCGCAUCCCGUCCCACCAGACGCCGGUUCGCGGGCUCUAUCUUGCUAACACAACGCAGAUUUUCCCCGAGGACCGCGGCACGAACUAUUCCAUCCGAAUGGGCCGCCAGGUGGCGCAGAUGGUAAUGGACGAAGCGGGGUAG
Messenger RNA from Geodia barretti, 1233 nucleotides. The record is from the annotation of a GenBank genome assembly. Lineage: Eukaryota; Metazoa; Porifera; Demospongiae; Tetractinellida; Geodiidae.